AUGGCUUCCACCAGCAACUUGAGUGCUUUAUUCCACGCCAUUCCUUACUUUCAGUCCACACUUGAUAACAUUCUUUCACCCACAUCUCUUUGCUCUGUCUGUUGCGGUAUGCCACACAACGUCGAGCAGCGAAAGUUCACACAAGCCCCUGCCCCUGGCGAGUUAGCCUGGCUCCCAUCGAUGCAGGAUCUCAUCGCGGCUGACAACACCUUUUGUGUUGAACAACAACAACGUGCCCUGAACGCAGGCGCUUUCAACCACCCCUGCGUGGUCCUCAAAUCAUCGUCCUGCAGCCACCUUGUCUACUGCGCGCCCUGCACAUCUUUUGGAGGAAAAGGCAUCAAGGCGAAAUUCAACAAAGCGAACAAGAAUAGCGACGCAUUCUAUCGCCACCUUUCGAUCAAGAGGGAGGGAUCUCAACCUCACUCGAGCCUCCCCGAACUUCACCUUCAAGCAACCUGUGGCCCAAAGAAGCCAACAUACAUCGUUUUGGGAAAGGGGUUCUGGAUCGAGCGGUGGGCCCUGAACACUUACCGCAUUGAUGGACAAGCACAAGUGUUGCAGUCAGCAUCACUCGAAUUCCUGAAAUACGCCCACCAAAUCGCAGAGAGUUAUCACGCUGAGCAGGAUCGACUUCAGCACCGAAAGCAGGGUGUGAACUCUCCUCUCGCACAACGUUGUUGGCGACAAGAUCCUUCUGUUGGUGGCCGGACAUCACCAACCUUUAAGCCCGCCAUGUGCUCGCGACCAGUGACAUUCACGCCACGAUCGCAGGUGAGCUUCAACCACCAAGCGAACUUCAGCCACCAAGCGAGCUUCGACCACGCCCAGUCAUCCAAUUGCGCCCCAUUCAUUCCUUGGAACGCAGGUCACAGCGUGUGGACUCAGGCCACGCCCUACGUGACGGUGGAUCACUACAACCACUACUAA
This is a messenger RNA of Dissoconium aciculare CBS 342.82, 930 nucleotides long. RefSeq lists its product as uncharacterized. The record is from RefSeq and is a predicted model, not a curated record. Lineage: Eukaryota; Fungi; Ascomycota; Dothideomycetes; Mycosphaerellales; Dissoconiaceae. The coding region runs from base 1 to 930 and encodes 309 amino acids. The transcript has a single exon.